This is a messenger RNA of Patiria miniata (bat star), 1797 nucleotides long. Its product is annotated as zinc metalloproteinase-disintegrin jerdonitin-like. Lineage: Eukaryota; Metazoa; Echinodermata; Asteroidea; Valvatida; Asterinidae. Gene Ontology annotation, molecular function: metalloendopeptidase activity. Bases 86 to 1339 code for a protein of 417 amino acids. Gene Ontology annotation, biological process: proteolysis. The transcript is spliced from 10 exons. The record is from RefSeq and is a predicted model, not a curated record.
UCUGAUCAAAAAACUCACAUCAAUUGGUCUUUCGUCGGCCGGUUUAAUUUUCAGUUUGCUGAAUCCCCAUCGACGAGGAAACACGAUGUUGCCUAUCUCCAUGUGUCUGAUGCUUCUGCUCGCUUCGGUGUUGGCAAAUCCUGGGGUAAACCUGAAGUUUUCAGAAGAGGAGCUACAGCGAUACUUUGCUGUCGAUAGCGAAGAGAAAGCCCCUGAAUAUGAAAUCAUUUAUCCGGAGUACGUGACCAUGGAGCACAAACGCCAUGUUGGUCGCAGUGCCGUUGCAACCUCCUACCUUGAAGUCCAUGUCGACACGUUCGGUGAGACACUGCGUAUGGCAUUGGAGCACGACGACAGCGGCUUCAUGCCUGGGCUUGAGGCUGAAUAUGUCAGUGACGAGGGAACCAUCACGGUGCCUGUACGGACAGACUGUCUGUACACUGGUCAAGUCAUCGGGGACUCCAACUCGUUGGUAUCCGUCUCUGCAUGUGCAGGUUUGAUGGCCGUUGUGAAUCAUGCCUCUGGACCGACAUACAUUGAGCCUCUGGAUGACGAACAUGCGCUCAAGAGAGAUAUUGGGCGUGGUCUUCCUCACUUUGCCUAUAGAGUCAAGCCUAACCAGGAUAGGGGACGCUGUGGAGUUAAAGACGAUUUGACGCACUUUGAUGUGAUUAACGAGUCAGGACAAGAGGUGGAUGAUCAGGCAGGCGAUUUUGACCCACAGGCGACCAAGUAUCUUGAGCUUGGUCUCAUCGGGGACCCCGUGUUGUACGAUUUGCGUGGCGGUAACACGCAUACUUGCAUUACAGCGCUUUUCAAUGCGGCGAAAAAUGUCCUACAGCUGGGCUCACUUUCCGGCGCUUCUCUGGUUCCUAAAGUGACACAUAUCAAGGUCAUGACAUCAUCCCAGAGUGGUCUGAAUACCUGUCCAGAUUCUGAGCAGUCUCUGAAUAAAGCAAGUGAUUGGCAGGCCGCCAAUAACUUUGGCGCAUCCGACAGUCGUCGUUGGGACAAUGCAGCAAUUUUGACCGGCUGGGUGAUGGAUUCUGGGGACACGCUUGGCGUUGCGUGGAGGAGCAACACCCAAAUUUUGUGCGAUGAAAGAGAUGCAACGUCCUUGUCCACGUUCCGGGAUCUGAGAACUACCGACACCCUCGCUCAUGAAAUCGGACACAAUCUAAGCAUGAGGCACGACGGCGUAGGUAAUUCCUGCCCUACCAGCGGCUAUAUCAUGGCAGCGAAUGCCAAUUCAGCCAAAAGCGAUCCAGUCUGGUCAACUUGCAGUAGGAGCUACUAUACCUCACACAUCGGGGCCGCAACCUGCUACGAUGACGCUUAAUUCAGAGGAAAGCAAUGGAAGGCAUUUGCUUCUAGAUCAGAUGCAUGGACAAGUUGCAAAAGAUAAAUAUAAAUGCAGUAACUAUAUCAGUUUAGUCGCAAGAAUAACUUAGAAAUAUAAGGAAGAACACGAAUUUAUUCAGCCCGUUAGUAAGGCUCCUACUCGGGUCGGACAACAGCAUGAAUAACUGAUGAAAUGAUUGGAAGCAUCACAGAAAGCAUGCAUUUCAUGUUGUGUUUCUAGAGAAAUAAUCAGGUCUGCAAAGCCAAUGUUCUCGAGCAAUAGAUCGAUCCAUAGCCAAAUAAGGUUACUGCUUCAAAAUUUUGUGUAGGUCACUGAAUUAUUUAUACCGAAAUUUACCUUCUUUUUAACCAUGGGCAAUAACUCGUAAUUUUUGCAGUUUGAUUUCAUUUUGUGGUGAAGGGAAUUAAAUAAAGUUUGCAAAGAUAAUCGCUCCA